Synchiropus splendidus (mandarinfish) is the source of this 2780-nucleotide messenger RNA. RefSeq names its product family with sequence similarity 53 member C (gene fam53c). Gene Ontology annotation, biological process: protein import into nucleus. The transcript has 5 exons. The record is from RefSeq and is a predicted model, not a curated record. Gene Ontology annotation, cellular component: nucleus. NCBI's taxonomy places the organism in Eukaryota, Metazoa, Chordata, Actinopteri, Syngnathiformes, Callionymidae. Bases 696 to 1958 code for a protein of 420 amino acids.
GACCGUUGUCCAUGCGCCGAAUGUGACCGUGUGGUUUAUGGUUCUGUGUGGUACCGAGCUGGACUGGAGGAGGCGCAGCAUCCAGCCGUGUUUUCAUCCUCUGGUGCCGUGAGACUAGUUCCAAGGCCGGCGAGACACCGAUCAUCACCGGAGACAGGGACAGCAGCGAAUAUUUGGCUUAUUCAGUCAUAUUCUGGCCAGGAUUUCGGUGGUUCGGGUGAACGUUCGGAUGUGUGGAGGAGGGACCGCCGGAGGGAACAUCCCUCUCCUCCGGACUGUUGUUAGCUGACGCUGCUAACGAUGCUAGCCCGUCUCCCCACCGGUGGAAGCGGCCCUGUGGGCUCCGGAGCUGCUCGGCGGCCCAGGUGGUUUGUCAACAGCUGACUGAGGAUGUCGUGGCAGGAGUGAGGGGCUCCGUGGCCCAGAGGUGUAGGGAGGAGGAGGAGGUGUCUCCUGUGUCUCUCUUCUUCUCAUCCUCUGGACUUGACAGUGCAGACCUUCAGGUGUGGCUCUUCCCACCUGCCUCCCAGACCCGCCCCUCUUUUCCUUGCACCAUGCUGUGGUUGCACUGCUGGUGGAGCUUCUAAGGAAGUCUGGAGGGCGACUCGGAGCCCCCGGAUCCCCCGGGGGAUGUCUACCUGCCCCUACUGGACCAAAAUCAUCACGAGGACCACAUCUGGACCUCUGAUGGCUUAAUGCCCGAGAGCAGCUACUGGCAGGUCUGCGCAGCUGCCAAGUCCAACCUCCAGGGUGGGCUACUGAGCUCAAGUUUUCCCCCUGGCCCUGGGCCUCUGGUUCCCCUGGAUGCUCACCUGCAGGAGGGGGGCGACCCCCUGGAGGAUCCGUCCUCUCAACCGCAGCAGCACCGCCCCCUGGCCCCCAGCAGCUCGGCUUCAGAGCUGACCCUUCCUGGUGCUGCGGCCCCGCUUGGGCCCCCUCCUCCACCACCACCCAAACGCCACUGUCGAUCACUCUCGGUGCCAGAGGACUUGUCGCGCUGCCGCUACACAUGGCGGCCGAGCGCCUCCAGGGUUUGGACCCCUGUCAGUCGCCAGCAGUACCACGGAGGGGUCACUGGUGGGGGUGCUGGACCUGGAGGAGGAAUAGCCAGUGGUGCAGCGCUGGGGGGCGGAGCCUGUCCAUUGCGUGCGCCCAGUUCGUCUCUGAACUCCUCACUGCACUCAUCCUCCAGUCCCACCUUCUUCAGCUUGGCCCUGUCCCCAGACUCUCCCCUGCCCUGGACCUUCCCCUGGGACCCCAGUGAGGCAGCAGCAGGCGGCGGAGGCUGCUGCUGCUUUUUUCCCUCCCCAUCGUCAUGUUCCUCUUCUCCGUCACCCCUCCAUCCACCCCCUCAGCGCAGAUUCUCCCUCUCGCCAGUCCUCAUCAGAGACUCUGCCGCUGCCCCCUUCCUGCCGCCCCCACCUGUGCCUAGCCAAGUCCCGCCCCCAAACUGUUGCAACGUGACCGGGGCCACAGGGGGUCCGGUCCCCGCUUCCCCCUCUUCAGCCUGCAGCACCCCGUCGUCACUUCGCCGCAGCCUGCCGCCUCCUUUGCCGCGUUGCCACUCACAACCAUGUGACCUGCUGCUACUCAAGCCCGGACUGAAGCGACGACGGGACCCGGAGAGACCUCGUGCGCGCCCUCUUCUGGACUUCACAAAGAUGACUCAGACACGCAGCAUCGACCCCCAAGUUCUGGAGCGGGGCGCCGCGGGUCGCAUGGCGUGCAGUGGUGACAUCUACAUGGGCGACUUCCGCCGUUCCUGCUCGCCCGCCGAAUGUUUAGGUCGCAGCAGCAUCGGUCCUCUGAGCGAAAGCGACGAGGAGUGCAGAGAAGAGGAUGACGACGACGACGGCGAGGGGGAGGAGCCGGCAAGCGAGCGGGAGGGGGCGCAACAGCAGCCGGUGUUUGAGCGUGACUGUACAGAACUGGACUUAAACCUGAUUGAGGAAAACUGAUCAAUUUGUAAAUAAACAUUGUUUUUAAAUGAACUUUUUUUUUAAAAUCCCUCCUUUACUUCCUGGAAAAAAAGACUCCGCCUCCCUUGUACUACGUCAAAGAGAGGCUCUCAGGAACAGCUCCUCACCAGAUUUCCAGACGACAGUGAUGAUUUGACGACCUCCAACAUCCCACUGCAAACUCCCCAGAACAACAGCAGAUGAUGGGUGUGGCUACGCCUUUUGAGUUUAGGUAGUUUCUUGUGCAGCUUCCUUUUCAGUUCAUUUGUGUCGCCAUGGCAACAUAAUAGAAAAUAAAGCACAGGAGACGCCAAACUCAAAAUACCGACGGGAGGUUUUCUGGUUUUUGUCAAACAUGUUUUUGUUCCUAAAUUUACUGAGGGGAAACUGCUGCAGUACUGCCGUCCAGCAACCGAGGCCGUCACUGAUGCUGUCUUGUGUGUGUGUGCGUGCGCGCUUGCGUGAGAUCAUGUUACCUGCUGAGAACCCAUCGUUCUCUGUUCUGCUCAAGUAUUGAUCAAUUUGCAAGGACACCUAUCCUUGAUAGUGUUUGUUAACACAGAGGGCAUAUGAAGUCAUACUCACCCGCACAGUUAUUAAAAGACACUGGCAUUUUUUUUCCCAACCGUGAAAACUAUUUUGUUUAUUUUUGCUUUUCCUCUGGAUAUUUGUGACGUGAUGUAUGAGCGCCGGCAAUGAACGCAUCAUGUUAUCAUACACUUUUUUAUCGUCCUGUUAAUAAGUGACAGUUUAUCAAUAAAUUAAGUUUAUUGAGAAUUAUUUUACAAAAACAAAUUGUUUCGCUGAGUUUUUGCUUCUUUC